AUGGGACUCGGUGUUCUAGAAGACAAGAAGCUGGACCAUGUCCCUGGGACAGUCUUACUCAACGACGAAGCCGCGCAUUCCGAGGCCAUCACUGAGGGUCUCAAGCACGGCAAGGGCAGAGACGCUCAUAUUGUCCUGUCGCCACAGCCUAGCGAAGACCCGAAUGACCCUUUGAAUUGGCCGCUAUGGAAGAAAGAAGUCAUCACCGCUAUUCUGUGUCUCGGCGCUAUGCUCAAUGCAGGCACUAACGGUCCAUUCCUCAAUGCUUCAUACUUCUCCAUUGCUCAGCAACUGGAUAUGUCGUUGACCAAGGUCGUGCUUGUUUCUGGCUAUAACCUUCUUGCUGCUGGAUGCUCGGGUCCAUUCGUUUGUGCUUUCAGUCGCAAGUACGGCAAACGGCCAGUGUUCCUUGUUUCCACACUCUUCGACAUUAUCGGCACCGCAAUUGGCCAGGCCAAAAUCGACUACAAGUAUCUCUUAGCCGCCCGUAUCAUCCAGGGAUUUUCAACAUCAGCGUUUGAAUCCCUCAUCGUCUCAACCGUCGGCGACAUGUACUUUGUGCACCAAAGAGGUCUUCGCAUCUCCGUCAUCAACUUCAUUCUCAAUUCCGCAUCAAGUCUGGCGUCCAUCAUCUGUGGUCAAGUCUUCCAAAGUCUUGGCUGGCUCUGGUUGUUCCACAUGUUCCAGAUCUUCUGUUGCCUUCAAUUUGCCCUCAUGUUCUUAUUCUGUCCGGAAACAACUUAUUUGCGCGAUGCUCGCUACGAGACGGACUUAUCUAAGGAACAGGACGAGAAGGGUUUGACAGAGUUGGCAACUAUCGAGCACUCGCACAAAGAACACCUAGGUGAAACAACCCAGGCCGAGCAGUCCUCAUACGUCGUCCCCAAGAAGAAGACUUUCGUCCAGGAACUCGCGGUUUGGACUGGUGUCUAUUCUCCCGAUAGUAUCUUCAAAUAUCUCCUCGGGCCCUUCCUGACACUUCUCAACCCUGCCGCUUGCUAUGCAGUCAUUGCUUCAGGCCUCCUGAACAGCUGGUAUGUCGGGUCUGCAAUCAUCCUGGCCGGUAUCUUCGCGGGACCGCCGUGGACGUUCAAUGCUGCUCAGAUUGGAUAUGUCGGUGUCGGACCUUUUGUCGGCGGUCUCAUUGGCUCCCUCCUAACCGGAUUCUUCGGCGACUACGUGAUUAAGUAUCUUACUCGCAGGAACAAGGGUGUAUACGAACCCGAGUUCCGCCUGGUUUUCAUGAUACCAGCAUGCGUUGCCUGCGGAGUAGGGAUGUUCCUCUUCGGAUACACCAUGUCUGUCGGCUCUCCUGCUGAGCUGUGCUCCUUCUUCCAGGGCGUCAUGAUGGUCGGUGUGUUGAUUGGAAUUUUCUCCACGUUGUCUUAUGGCUUGGACUCUUUCCGAAACCAGAGCAAUGAGAUCUUCAUCAUGAACAUGCUUUUCAAGAAUUUCAUGUUUUACGGUCUCUCGAAUUUUGCCAAUGACUGGGUCGCUGCUCAUGGCCCGACACAAAUCAUGUACGUCUUCGGUGGCACUUCGAUCUUCCUGUCUCUGCUCGGUAUUCCCGUGUACAUCUACGGCAAGAGGAUGAGAAGCUGGUGGGCCAGGCACGAUCUCUUCAAGAAAUUGAAAAUGGAGACUCACGGACCUGUCGGCGAGAUGGGUUGA
Molecule: messenger RNA, 1671 nt
Organism: Exophiala xenobiotica
Lineage: Eukaryota; Fungi; Ascomycota; Eurotiomycetes; Chaetothyriales; Herpotrichiellaceae
Exons: 6
Coding region: 1-1671 (556 amino acids)
Biological process (GO): transmembrane transport
Molecular function (GO): transmembrane transporter activity
Source: RefSeq, a predicted model, not a curated record